Aspergillus brunneoviolaceus CBS 621.78 is the source of this 1236-nucleotide messenger RNA. Its product is annotated as protein kinase domain-containing protein. NCBI's taxonomy places the organism in Eukaryota, Fungi, Ascomycota, Eurotiomycetes, Eurotiales, Aspergillaceae. The record is from RefSeq and is a predicted model, not a curated record. Gene Ontology annotation, molecular function: ATP binding; protein kinase activity. The transcript has a single exon. Gene Ontology annotation, cellular component: cytoplasm. Gene Ontology annotation, biological process: protein phosphorylation; signal transduction. The coding region runs from base 1 to 1236 and encodes 411 amino acids.
AUGGCGAUCACGCACAUGCCUGUUCGGCUUUCCGUGCGUACUCAGCAUGAGUGUGAACAUACUCCUCACUCGACCGUGCUGCGUGGACUUACUCCCCCGGUAACGCCCACCAUCGACGAUGACAGUCUCUCCGGCAGCGAGGUUACCGUGCAUUCCAAUACCUCCAGCCCCUUUCUCUCCCCGGUGGAUGCCAAACCGGAGAAACUUGACGAGGAAAUCUCCGAUACCAAGCACUUUACCGACGAUCUCGAGUACCACUACGACCCGAAGGGACGCGCGGUCGAAUUUGGCCGUGGCGUCUGGAGCGUUGUGUACAAAGCGUCCUCUUUUCCCGCCGUCAAAUCGGGUUUUUUGACCCCUCCGAGUUCCCCAGCCGUCAAAGGCCGGGUGGUGGCUGUCAAGUCGCCUGUGAGGCGGGAUGCGCAUUCCGUCCUUGAUGCUGAAGCCCGCGCAUUGACCCGGAUCAGCCGCAUAGCAGGCGCGGAGAACCAUGUCGUGCCCUUCCAUGGGUACAUCUCCGAGUCGCAUUCCAUUGUCAUGUCCGCCGUGCCGCUGGCGCUGUCGACCUACCUUCAGGACAAGGCCGCCAUCGCACAAAAGACCCGAUCCACGCAGACCAUGUUCGACCCGGUUCAAGGCAUGGCCCAUUGGCACGUCUUGGCCGAAAAGCUCAUUGCUGGCUUGGCCUGGCUGCACAGUGGUCCGCAGAUGGUGCAUGGUGAUAUCAAACCCCACAAUAUCCUGCUGCGAUUACGUUCACCCAGUGGCCAGGAUCUCGACUUGGAGUCGGACUCAUUCCCAUACGAGCCGCUCUUUGCCGAUUUUUCGUCUGCGCACCCGAUUGCCAGCCCCUCCUCACCCGAACAGUGCAGCAUGGGCACAGCCCUAACCGCGCUCACGCCGCCAUUCGCGGCCCCGGAAUUACUCUGUGUCUCCUCCUUGACGUCACCGGACGUCGCGCCCACUCCCGAAUCUGAUGUCUUUUCCCUUGCCGUCAGUCUUCUCGCCGCAGCCACUGGCGAUCUUCUUCUCUACCCAGGUGCCAGCAAUUUGCAGCGCCUGGCCAUGGCUCGCGAGGGCCAUCGGGUGAUCGACUUCGCCCGCUCGGGCCCUAAUGGUUCGCGCGUUCCUCGCGCGGGAAUUGUCGAGCAGAUUAUUAAGCCUGCCAUCGCCAAGGAUCCGAGUCAGCGCAUCCACCCGGAUGACUGGCUGCACCUCACUGAAUCCGUUCACUGA